CUGCGGCACUUUGGAGACCGAGAAGCGGACGCGGGAGGCGUGGGAUGACAAAACAGGUAGGAAAACCAUCUCCUCUUGUAAAAUCUCUCCUCGACACUCUCUUUUCCCUGCGGUUUGAGCCCAGCACUUCUCGCUGGCGCAGUCGUUUCUCUCUGUUUUCUCUGUCCGCGAGCCCUUCGAGGCAGUCCCCGGGCCCCUGUUUUGCCUCCUGCCUCGAUACUUCGCAAGCGGCCGAGUCUCUGCUCUUGAAGAAGCGUUCAAGAGCUCAUCCUCCGUUGUCAUUGAAACCUGCGACAAGCUUACCAAGAUGCAACUGAAGAACGAGGUGACCACGGGCGGCGUCGUGGCCACCCCGGAGCCCAAGACAGCCCCUGAGAACCUCGACGGGUACCAGGUCCCGCUCGGCUCCAUCUCCGGGCCGGCUUAUGUCACCAGCCAGCUGCUUGUCCAGCAGACGGCCUACAAGUUGUCGGACAAGAUCUUCUCCUUCUCCCCAGAGACCUUCGACCUCGACCUCGCCGUCAAACAGUGGUCGCAUGCCGCCGAGAAGAACAUCCAUGGCGAAACCACCACGGUUGUGCCGCUCCAGACCCGCGCCGGCGCCGGCACCUUUGCCCUGGGCUACAUCUUCUCUACGGACUUUGACCUCAGCAAGCGCCACAUCCCCCAGACCCUGCUGGCUCCCUCGCUGAGCCUCCGACACCUGCGCUCUGCCCUGGACCAACUCUCGCUCCUCUACGCCGUGGCCAGCCCCUUCGUUGCCCACAUCGCCGCUGCUGACUACUCGGCCCACGACGGCCUCGUCACCGAGUACGAGAGCGCCCUCCAGAUCGCCGAGGACCUGGGGCUUGGUCUCGUAUCCAGCGCCUCGGCUUAUGAGGCCCAGCACAUGUCGCUCCUUGCCACGCUCCUGGCCACCUUGCUGCCGACUCUGCAUGUCUACGAUGGUCUCCGGACUGCCAGGGAGACGCUGAAGGUGGUGGACGCGCUGAGCGAGGCCGCCAUUGCCGAUCUUUACAAGAAAAUCGCCAAGGAGGCUGUCUCCCUGAACAAGAGGCUGGACAUCGCAGGCAAGUUGGUUGAACUCCUGCGUUUGUUCAACAGCGAGCUCGGCACUUCCUAUGCCCCAUUCGAGUACCACGGACACGAGGCACCGGAGCUGGUUCUUGUGGUCUUUGGCAGCGCCGAGGCUCAGCUUGCCAAGCAGGUCGUGAACACGCUGGCUGCUGAGGGUAAGAAGGUCGGCGCAAUCAACGUUCGCAUCUACCGGCCUUUUAUUGAGGAGGCCUUUCUUGAGGUCCUCCCCGAGUCGGUGCAUCAGAUUGCCGUACUCGGCCAGGUCCGCGAUACCGCGGCUGUGGACGACGCCUCGGUGCAGUCCGCCCUGUACUCGGACGUCCUCACUGCCGUGUCCUUUGCUGACCGGUCGAGCGAGGCGACUGUCGUCGACGUUAAAUAUGCGGCGUCGACCACUCACACGCCUAGCUCGAUUGCCUCCAUCAUUCGCCGGCUCACCAGCAAGGAUAACCAGGGUGAGGUUAGGCUAGCUUUGCACGCUCUGGAGCAGGUUCGCCAGUAUACUUUCUGGGAUCUCGACAACUCGGCCGCCGUUGGUGCACCUUCGGCUCUCGGUAAGCUGCUUGCUCGCGAGGCACCGAGUAAUGUCUACGUCCACGAGGCGUACGACAAUCUCCUCCAGGGUGGCGCUCUUCGCACCGAUAUCCGUAGCUCCGAGAAGCCCAUUGAGGCGCCAUUCGCCAUUGAGGAAGCUGAUGUUGUCUUCGUUGGCGAGGAGAAGCUGCUCAAGGAUGUCGAUGUGAUCAAGGGAUCAAAGUCUGGCAGCAAACUGAUCCUCCGGCUGCCCAACUUCAAGCCAGAGGACCUCGAGAAGCGGGUCCCGGCCCCGGCGAGGAAGCAAAUCCAAGAGAAGGGUCUGGAGCUCUUCGUGCUGGAUUCUUCUUUUUCACCUGCCCUUGAAAAGGAUGGCCAACUCCUUGCCCAGCUCGCCUUCCUGCAAGUUGCCCGGCCCGACCUCACGCUGCCCCAGCUUUCCAAGAUGGCUGAAGUUGCCCAGGAUCAAGUGACCCUGGCAGAGGUGUCCGACGCCCUGCAGCAAGCACUCAAGCAAGUCGAGAUCCCUGCUGCCUGGAGCGAGGCUGCUGAGCCUCUCACCGCCCCUCUAGUGCAGCCAAAGCACACCAGCUUUGUCCCCUUCCAGAAGGACGAGCCGGAGCCGUCGCUCAAGGUCGAUAGCUUCCAGGAGGCUGCCAAGGGCCUCGUCUUCAAGGAGGCGUACGGCACGCAAAUCGACCUGCGUCCUGACCUCACCGUCAAGACGUUUACCAUCACCGUCAAGGAGAACCGCAGGCUCACCCCGCUCACAUAUGACCGCAACAUAUUCCACAUUGAGUUCGACCUCGGCGACUCGGGCCUCACCUACAACAUCGGCGAAGCCCUCGGCGUCCACGCGGACAACGAUGCUAAGCAGGUGCUCGACUUCAUUGAGUUCUACGGCCUCAAUGCCGAUGACCUCGUGCAGGUGCCGUCGCGCGAGGACCCCGCCGUGUUCGAGACGCGCACCGUGUACCAGUCUCUUGUGCAGAACAUUGACAUCCUCGGCAAGCCCCCCAAGCGUUUCUUCGAGGCGCUGGCCGAGUUCGCGGCGGACGAGGCCGAGAAGAAGAAACUCGAAUUCCUGGGCGGCAAGGAGGGUGCCGAGGAUUUCAAGCGCCUGUCCGAGGUCGAGACGGUCACCUACGUCGACGUGCUCCAGCGAUUCCAGUCGGCGCAUCCGGCGUUCGCCGACCUCGUCCGCAUCGUCGCCCCGCUCAAGCGCAGAGAGUACAGUAUCGCUUCGGCGCAGGCCGUCACGCCGACGUCGGUCUCGCUCAUGAUUGUCGUCGUGGAUUGGGUCGACGCUCAGGGCCGCCAGCGCUACGGCCAGGCCAGUCGCUACCUGUCGCUGCUCAAGCCCGGCACCGCCGUUACGGCCUCGGUCAAGCCCUCGGUCAUGAAGCUCCCCACCAAGGACACGGCGCCGCUGAUCAUGGCCGGCCUCGGCACGGGCCUCGCCCCCUUCCGCGCGUUUGUGCAGUACCGCGCCAUGCAGAAGGCGCAGGGCAAGGACAUUGGCGCUAUCCUGCUGUACCUCGGCAGUCGCCACCAGCGCGAGGAGUACCUGUAUGGUGAGGAGUGGGAGGCGUAUGUGGAUGCGGGUGUCAUCACGCUGCUGGGCGCCGCCUUCUCGCGCGACCAGCCGCAGAAGAUCUAUAUCCAAGAUCGCAUGCGGCAGACCAUCAAGGAUAUUGUCAAGGCGUACAUCGCGGAGGAGGGCUCGUUCUACCUGUGCGGGCCGACCUGGCCGGUGCCGGAUGUUACGGCUGUGUUGGAGGAAGCGAUCGCCGUGGAGGCGAAGGAGAGUGGGAGGAAGGUGGAUCCGCGGAAGGAGAUUGAGCGGUUGAAGGAGGAUGGAAGGUAUGUCUUGGAGGUGUACUAGAGUUGGAAAUACUAGCGGGUUUCAAAUUCUGCGGCUUCAAUUUAUUUCAGUCAAGGCCUUAUAAGAUUGUGCUUUCGUCGA
This is a messenger RNA of Parathielavia appendiculata, 3577 nucleotides long. RefSeq lists its product as uncharacterized. Gene Ontology annotation, molecular function: flavin adenine dinucleotide binding; FMN binding; oxidoreductase activity, acting on the aldehyde or oxo group of donors. Gene Ontology annotation, cellular component: cytosol. NCBI's taxonomy places the organism in Eukaryota, Fungi, Ascomycota, Sordariomycetes, Sordariales, Chaetomiaceae. Bases 308 to 3496 code for a protein of 1062 amino acids. The record is from RefSeq and is a predicted model, not a curated record. The transcript has a single exon.